Vollenhovia emeryi is the source of this 3978-nucleotide messenger RNA. RefSeq names its product synaptic vesicle 2-related protein-like. The record is from RefSeq and is a predicted model, not a curated record. Lineage: Eukaryota; Metazoa; Arthropoda; Insecta; Hymenoptera; Formicidae. Gene Ontology annotation, molecular function: transmembrane transporter activity. Bases 572 to 2053 code for a protein of 493 amino acids. Gene Ontology annotation, biological process: transmembrane transport. The transcript is spliced from 9 exons. Gene Ontology annotation, cellular component: membrane.
GAGUAUCGAUGCGAUUAAGAAAUGCUGAGUGAGCUUAGCUGCACGAAAAUCUCGAUAGAAAGCUCAAAUGAUUGAAAUAUCACUAUCGAAAUCCGUGCGAGGUUCAAGUUCAAGUCGUCGACAAUGCCGCCUUGUCUUCACACGUUACAAACACGUUACAACAGCUCUAAUUGUCAAUAUUUUUCCCUGUUAUUUUCUUAACCUUCCUUCCUUCUUCCUUAAUCUUCGUGUCAGAGUGGUGAUUUAACAUAAAAAUAUUUGCGAGAAUUCCGAGCUGGCAAAUUGCGGAGAACUUCAUUUUACGAACAUUCGAUAUUUUAUUUAAUAACCUAUUUGGCGAAUAUCAUACGCUGUUACGAUAACAUUAUCACCUUACGUGGCAUGAGUGACGAUUGCGAAACUGCACUAACUGAAACAGGUAAGGACGAAAAAUGUGACGAAGUUAUUUCUUCUAGAAAAAUGUUUAUUGUUAUAUCAAUUACAUUUCCGUAUAGAAAAAAAAGCAACUUAAUGGGACGCAUUAUCUAAAUUUGACGUUACACAAUAAUUGUGGUAAAUCUGCAUUUGAGAAAUGAGUUUUCUUAAGUUGGAAAAAUAUACACUUGAAAUUUGCAAAUUUAAUGCAGGAUGGGGUAUCUGGCAUUACUUCGUCGUCGCUUUGUGCGGCUUACUGUCGCUUGCGGAAGCAAGCACUUCUCUGACCGUCCCCACUGUAGCACCGCUGAUAGCGUGCGAUUUAAAGCUCAAUAGAGAUCAAGCCACGAUGCCCAUCGCUACUUCCAGUUUCGGAAUGGCAGUAGGUGCUUUUCUGUUUGGAACUAUAUCAGACGUUGCAGGCCGUAGAAAGUCAAUCCCGAUUACUACGGGCAUCGUGUUUUGUGCUUCGGCUACUCUUUCCUUCGCCCAAGCUCAUUUUUUAAUAAACCUGUCGGUGUUCAUGUUAGGGUUGGGAGUGGCCGGAAAUAAUAUCGUCUUGAGAGUUUAUCUUAUCGAGUGCCUACCGAUGAGAAAGAGAGGAACUUGUUUAGCUGUAAUCGACAUGUUCUGGAUGGUCGGCUAUUUAUCAGCCUUGGGUGUUUCCUGGUCCAUGAUGCCGUCCGUUAUACGCAUUCUGCGCCAGCAAUUCCGGCCGAGUUCCUGGCGAGUACUCGUCAUCGUCUGCGGCAUGCCGAGCCUGGUGAUCGCCUGCAUCUCGGGUCUCCUACCGCCGAGUCCUCGGUACUCGUUGCACCGUCGACGGACGAGACAAGCGCUCAAGGUGCUCCAACAGAUGUACGCCAUCAACACCUCGACACACGCCAACACCUACCCGAUCAGGGACUUGAGCGACUGCGUGCGUCCAGAUGACGAAGAUGAACAUGGUAGCAUUCGAAGGUACUUCACGAAAACCUGGAAACGGGUCCACAGAGUGUACAAGCCUCCGUACAAGCGUAUAACACUGUGUGGAAUGUUAGCGUGUCUUCUGCAUUUUCCCGGAUUCACUUGGCUCGCUCUGUGGAACACGCACGUUCUCCAGGAAAUUGGAAGCGACCACGUCGUAAGCGGGAACGGCACUUGCAACAUCAGCGUCCAGAACAUGGCAUUGGAUUUUGUACGAAGCUGCGACGAGGUGAACGAGGCUCGUUUCGGGCUGCUGUCGCUGGUAUCGUUGGGCUACGUGCUGGGAGAGACGUUGCUCAUCGUUGGAAUCGAUGUCGUUGGCAGAAGGCCGUACUUAAUAUUCUCGGGACUGGCGGGUGGCGUGGCCUCGCUCGCGCUUAUUUUUCGGUUGCACCACGCAAUCCGUGUAACUCUGUCGUCGAUUUUCCUGGCCGCUUACGCUAUCGGGCGCACGACGACGUGCGUUUUGCUGCUGGAAAAUUAUCCCACCGCUCUGAGAGGCACGGCGAUGGGUCUGACGAGGAUACUUCCCCACUUGACGAUUUUCGCGCUGCAGCUCUUCCUCAGAACGACCUGCCUGCUAAGUAUAAUCAUCGCGUCGACCAGCUUGAUGGGUGCGGCGAUCGUGAUGCUACUUGUGCCCGAUUUAACCAGAUUACCGAUGAAGGAAUAGACGAUACCUCCAGAUCUACGUAGCGGAAGAUGUACUCUCUCUGGCGCCGCGACUGCGUUUUCCUCGAAUAAAAUUGGACCACGGAACAGAAAGGGAACAUUUUGCGCGCAAUUGACAACGAAUCCUCACUCCAGAGAAGCUCCAGUUCUUGCUCUCAAGCGAAACGUUUAAAAAAUGCUUCUCCCUCUUCAGGGCGAAGUAGUAGAGAACCUACUGAAAACUUCGUAUUCUGCUUAUAAAGCACUUUUCUUGUGUUUCUCGAAACAUAUUGUUUCGUCCCGUGUACCCUUUCCGUUCUAAGCGAUUCAAUUUUACUUUAAGCGUAUCCCCCUUCACCUUCCAAGAUCCAUCAGCGUUGAGGAAUUUGUUAAAUCGCGGGUGUCUUUAAGUCGGAGCUUAGAGCAUCAAUUUAAUAUCCCGCCAGGGGAGGCCUUCGUACGAGAUCUUAUUCUACAUUUCCCUAAUGGAGCCGGAAUUCUUAGCGAUCGCGAGACUCUCCGCGGGGUUCUUUAUCGCGCGACGGGGCGAAAGUAGCACGGCGUGGCUUUAUGAUCGGUAGCGUCAUUCCGCGCGCGGCGCUUAUAAAUAAGGACCGUACGGUCGCGUCUUCCCGCCGCCUUCCCGUCUAUUUUCGACGGGAACAGGAAGAACGCUCGCGCACGCGAGCGGUCGCGCAUGCCCGCCUCCCGACGCGAGAGAGACGCCCGUCUCGGCGUCGCGACGCCUCUGCGACUCGCGUGCGUGUACCCGAUACACACACGCGCGCAUCCGCCGUAAAUACGCGCGGCGAAUGUGCUCGUCACCGAAAAUAAUUCGGCGCGCUAUCGCCCGAGUCUCGAGACGCGCGGCGUCCGACGAGCGGCUUCUCGCUCUCGCAGCCGAGGAGGCGACCUCGCGAGGUCGCGCGAGCGGAUUCCCGUCGCUUCGGAGGACGUCGCGAGGGCGAGGCGCGAGUGCGACGGGAACGCGAAUCUGCGAUUUCAAUCGGCUCCGGGUCGGAUGCGCGAAAAUAGAAAGGAGAGAAGACGUCGGCUCUCCCGCGUGGACGUAAUCGCGGCCGAUUAAUCGAGACGCUCCGUCAAGAGAGUUCAAUACUACGGUAACGUUGGUGUACGUGGUUGGUGAAAAGUAAUACAUUUCCAGUUUGUAUCGGCCACAUUUUGGACGGACAAGCCCUACCGAUGGAAUGAAUUUUGGGGGCAAAAAUUAAAAAACCGGGACAAUCGGGGUGUAGCGUCGCACUCAUCUCGCGCGUCCGGAUAAAGCGACGUGGAAGAAAUUCGGGUGGGACAAAGGAGUCGUGCUCCGCGUAAAACAAAGACGCUUUUUUUCACUAUAUAAAUAGACACUUAACCAGGAGCAGUUUAAUCACGUCGCAGCGAAUGCUACAGUGAGAUCUAGUGAACUCUUCUAAUAUAUUAAAACCGAAUGUCGCGUUUAAUCGGGUUAAAAAGAGACGAGCUAAGGAACAUGAUGAAGCGAUCACGCCAAGACCUACAGAAAGCGUAAAUCGUGGCGAAGAGCGGCCUCAGUGGCAAAUAAAUAAAGAAAGGAAUCGAUGUUUCUUCUUUAUACUUUCGGCGCUUUUCCGGUUCUUACGGCAAGGGGGAAAAACGCGUCGGGGAGACGACGUUAGUGCAUUCGAGCCCAUUACCGCGCGUUCGCUUCCCAUAAUAUUUAUACGAUCGGAUGUUUACGGGAGGAAUCAACACUUCGCUUGUACCACCAAUUUAUAGAUCGCAUUUCCGUCUACCGGGGCGUACAGAAACAAAUCUGACGAAGAACAUUUAUUAUGGUGCAAACAUUUCGACGAGAAUGUUCGGAUCUCUUCGAGUAAACCAGAGUAAACGAAAUAUACCGGUGGCAUAAAAGAAUACGUAAUAAAAUUUUAACCAAAAACGCUUGAUUCUCAUAAUAAUGACGAA